Molecule: messenger RNA, 855 nt
Organism: Chondrus crispus (carragheen)
Lineage: Eukaryota; Rhodophyta; Florideophyceae; Gigartinales; Gigartinaceae
Exons: 4
Coding region: 86-697 (203 amino acids)
Biological process (GO): regulation of DNA-templated transcription
Molecular function (GO): zinc ion binding; sequence-specific DNA binding
Source: RefSeq, a predicted model, not a curated record
AUCCACCACUUGAAAUUUUCUUGCGCCUAACUCCCACUCCACCACAAUGACUUACCACUCCCAACUUCAACCUGCUAUCAAAGGCAUGGACGCUCCCUUGGCCAAAAGAGCGUGCCAAACCUGCCACACUUCAGUUACUUCUCAAUGGAGAUAUGGACUAUCAGGAAAAGUUCUAUUGUGCAAUGCCUGUGGCAUUCGUUGGAAGAGGAAGAACCGAACGACUGACAAAAGAAGACUGAAGCCGGGGCCGAAGCGGAGUCGCCAAUGCUCCACGACCACAUGCCCUAGUCCUAACUACAUGAGCUCCUUCCGGCCAGUGGUACAACCGAACAUGGACGUUAUGUUCUACAAGCAGAGUCUACCUGGCAUAUACUCGCCCAACGGUAGCAACCUGUCCUCCAGCUCAACGAUCACGGACCCACGCCUGGAGACGGCAUCGAUGGGGGCAAAGAGGUACUAUCAGCAACAACACUCAACAGAAGAGUAUCGUCGACCAUGCUCGAAAAUGAAUGUGCACAGUCUGGUGUCUCCGACGAACGCUCACCCGAGGAGCUCACCAGAUAGUACGACAUUCUCAAAGAAGAAGCAUGCUAGGCAUUCGUCGCCGAUUUCUAUUAAGAACUUGCUGAAUUGCGCAGACGAAGAUGGGAGCAACACUGCUUAUUCAUCAUCUGCUUACAGGGCCCUUCGCUGCUAAGGAAAUGGAAUGACGGGGUACGGGGAGGGGGAGGAGGUAGAAAACAACUUUUUAACUAAGCUCAAUAAAAGUGCUAACUCGGAAGAGAAAAAACAAACAAAGUAGGAACAAGUCCAACUGACAUGGCUAUAGAGAAUAAAACUACCAUAAUGCAUUAA